Messenger RNA from Drosophila hydei, 2370 nucleotides. It is a transcript of the gene MFS14, whose product is annotated as putative inorganic phosphate cotransporter. Gene Ontology annotation, molecular function: transmembrane transporter activity. The coding region runs from base 480 to 1982 and encodes 500 amino acids. NCBI's taxonomy places the organism in Eukaryota, Metazoa, Arthropoda, Insecta, Diptera, Drosophilidae. The transcript has 4 exons. The record is from RefSeq and is a predicted model, not a curated record. Gene Ontology annotation, biological process: monoatomic anion transport; transmembrane transport. Gene Ontology annotation, cellular component: plasma membrane.
AGCAGUCGCAAUCGCACGCUAGAACAAACUAAAAGCCGUGUUAAAUACAAUCGAACGGGUCGAAAUAAAAAAUAAAGAAAAUAUAUUUAACAAAAAAAGUAUCUUUAGCUAUUGCUGUAUUUCUCUCUCACUAACUGUAAACUGUAGCAGCAGCAGCAUCAGCAGCUGUUUGUAUCUGUGCAGUAGACUGCGAGCUAGCUGGCUAGCAAAACGUGUUCGUAACCGUGAAAUAAGCGUGAAAACGAAAACGAAUUCGUUUCAUUUACAUAUCAAAGACAUGUGCUUCAACUAGCCUAAAUGUCGUCAAAGCACGUUGUUUGAUACGUCAAAAAACGUCAAUAUAAAAUUUCCACUGACUGCAGCUACUGCAGAGCGAAAGAGAGAAAGAGAGAGAGAGAGAGAGAGAGAGAGCGAGAAGGAGACGGAGUUACAGAUUAAGAGAUCUACAUAUAUUGUUGUUGUAAACCCGCGCCGCACACAUGACAACCACUUUGAACAUGGUGAAAACUGGGAAAUACGCCAAUGAUAAAAUCAUUGGCGUGCGGCAUGUGCAGUGCAUCCUUUGCUUCUUCUGCCUCUCGCUGGCAUACGCGUGGCGCGUGAAUCUGAGCGUUGCGCUGGUGGCCAUGACUGGACCGACAAACCAGACGGAGGCCAAUGCAACGCUCGACAGCUCCGAGGAGUCCGUGGACUUUGAUUUCUUCCCCUUUACGGAAACGGAGAAGUCCUACAUGCUGAGCAGCUUCUUUUGGGGCUACAUAGUCACCCAGGUGCCCGGUGGUUACAUCGCUCAGCGCUAUGGCGCCAAGAUGUUGCUGAUGGUGGGUUUGGUGGCCUGUGCCAUAUUGACGCUCUUGACACCGCUGGCGCUCAAGCUGGGCGGCUGGCAGGCGUUGUGUGUGGUGCGCGUGCUGGAGGGUCUGACGCAGGGUGCAGUGCAUCCGGCUACCCAUUCGCUGCUAUCCAAAUGGGCGCCAGCCAACGAGCGCGGCAUGCUAGCCACAAUUUGCUACUCGGGCGCACAAUUUGGCACCAUCAUGAUGUUGGCCACGAGUGGAUUUAUCGCCGAUUCCUUUGCUGGCUGGCCCGGCAUCUUCUAUUUCGGCGGCAUCUGCGGCUUCAUCUGGGUGCUCCUUUGGUGGAUCUUCGCGGCCAGCACACCGGAGGAACACAAGCGCAUCACACGCGAAGAGCUGAAGUUUAUCGAGGAGACACGUUCGGUGGGCAAAAUGCAGGAUGCCCGCAAAAUGGCGCCCACGCCAUGGGGCAGCAUCUUCACCUCAAUGCCGUUUCUGUCGCUGCUGGUGGUGCACUGCACGCACAUGUGGGGCUUCUGGACGCUGCUCACCCAGAUACCCAGCUACAUGAAGAACAUUUAUAACAUUGACAUCAAGUCCAGUUCGCUGCUCUCCUCGCUGCCCUACACCGUGAUGAUGGUGCUCAGCUUCUUCUUUGUCUGGCUGUCGAAGGUGCUGCAGAACAACAAGUCCAUAUCGACCUCCUUCAAUCGGAAGUUUUUCAACUCGGUCGGCCACUGGAUACCCAUGCUGUCGCUGAUCGGCCUGGGCUAUGUGCCGCAAGAGAACUCCGUUCUGGCUGUGGUGCUGCUAACGCUGACGGUGGGCAUUAGCGCUGCGACCUAUCUGGGCUUCCAGGUCAAUCACAUUGACCUGUCGCCCAACUAUGCGGGCACCCUGAUGGGCAUCACAAAUGCGGCGGCCAAUGUCAUGAGUGGCCUGGCCCCACUCGCUGUGGGCCAAAUCGUACAGCAUCCGAAAAAUGUGAGCGAAUGGCGUACGGUUUUCUUUGUGGCUGCCAUCUUCUAUUUCAUUGGCAAUCUGCUCUUUGUUGUCUUCGGACGCACGGACAUCCAGAAGUGGGAUACACCAGAGAUGAUCGACGAGGAGAGCAUCGAGGCGGGCCAACCUCUGGCGGGCGAUAAGGCUGUACAGCCAAUCCCAAUAGCCAAUGGCAAACCCUAAGCUCUGGACUUAAGACUAAAUCAUGCCUAACUAAGUAAAGUUAUGUGAAAUAAUUUGAUAGCUGCAUGAUUUGUUUAUAGUUGUUGUGUUUUUUCAUAAACUAAGCGCCUAAAUUAAGACAAUAGCAAUUAGUUAGUUGUUAACGAAGAAACACCUUAAAAUUGCCAUAACGACGAUCGCGUGCUUCCAAUAGCGAUAUUAAUAAUAAUAACAUAUGAUAAUUGUUUAGCUUGUAGGCAGCAUAAAUUAUUAUUUCCAGUAUUUCUUCCAUAAUGUACAUAAAAAAACAAAACAGAAAAAAAUAAAUCCCAGCUAAUUGACAAUGUAAAUAGCAAAGAUUGCUAUCUUUAAGUAAAUAUAAGCGCUGCUCUAUUAAUUGUUAUGUUUU